Messenger RNA from Lodderomyces oxycetoniae, 1191 nucleotides. RefSeq lists its product as uncharacterized. Gene Ontology annotation, molecular function: RNA polymerase II complex binding. The coding region runs from base 1 to 1191 and encodes 396 amino acids. The record is from RefSeq and is a predicted model, not a curated record. Gene Ontology annotation, biological process: mRNA 3'-end processing. The transcript has a single exon. NCBI's taxonomy places the organism in Eukaryota, Fungi, Ascomycota, Pichiomycetes, Serinales, Debaryomycetaceae.
AUGACCCUUGUGGCCAAUUUCGCAGCAAGGCUUGACAGGAUCAAUGAGACUCAAGAGUCGAUAAACGCGCUUUCGAAAUAUAUGCUAGCGAAUGAGCUGGCGUCGGCAGAAUUGAUUGAGGUGUGGAAAUCGCGAAUAACACAUACAUUGUCAGAUACUACAAAGUUACUUCUCAUUUACCUUUGCAAUGAUGUUGUUCAGCAAGCCAAACGUCAAAACAAGACGUUGUACAUUCAUAACUUUAGCAAAAUAAUCCCACAAGUGAUAAGCCCCAUAUAUGGGGCUGCUGAGUCUACGAUAAAGUCAAAAAUCAACAGGGUGGUGGAUGUUUGGCAACAGCGUUCUGUUUUUGCUUUUGAUUAUAUCGAGAGUCUAAGAAAAUCUUUGAAUUCAGCUAGUGCGUCGGCAAAAGCAACACCUACAGCUGCUAAAUCUAGUUCCCUGGUGAUACCGGAGUUGAGGCAUAUCAAUGACCUUUUCCAACAUAUUAAUGAUUUAACUGAGAUCAGCCAGGGGAACCUCACCCAGUUGGGAAUACAAUCGAAAACGUAUUUGAAUUUGGCAUCGGAUAACCUACCAAAGACUCAUGUUCAUUUAAGUAAGCUAAAUGUUUUAGAGAAGUUAAGUAAAGUUUCAAUCAAUAAUAUUGAGGAGAUCAAAACGACGAGAGAAAAUAUUAAAGAUAGUCUUGAUACAUUGGUGGUGCUGCUAGUUGACGGAAUCAAGAGCGACGAAAGCAAAAUGGCAAUCAUAAGAGAUAAAAUUAAAAAGAUUCAUGAGGUUAGACAAAAGUUACAGGUUGAAACUGAGCCAGAAAAACAUUCUGGAGACAAACAUCCAGAAAAGGAGCACCCAGGAGGAAGAGGAGGACAAGAAAAAAAAGAAAAAGAAGAGGAGGAAGAAGUAGAAGAAGAAGAGGAAGAGGAAGAAGAAGACUUGCCUAAAUACGAAGAAGAUGAUGAGGAGGAGGAGGAGGAAGACACUGAAGAUGAUCGCAAGGUCAAAAAGAGAAAGAUGUCUUCAACACCUUCGGGAGGCUCUACACCCAAUAGAAAAGUAGCAUUUGCCGAAAACAUUGAAGUUAAUGAGUUUGAAGUAAACGAGCUGAAUGACGAGGAAAAGAGUCCGGAGCACGAGUUUCCAGAGAAGACAAGUUUAGAAGUAAUGGAUUUAUUACUGAAAUUAGCAUAG